Messenger RNA from Trichomonas vaginalis G3, 2112 nucleotides. RefSeq lists its product as uncharacterized. The record is from RefSeq and is a predicted model, not a curated record. The transcript has a single exon. NCBI's taxonomy places the organism in Eukaryota, Parabasalia, Trichomonadida, Trichomonadidae. Bases 1 to 2112 code for a protein of 703 amino acids.
AUGAAUGAUUUUGAGCAUUAUCAAGCAAUUGUCCCACGAUUAUCAGAAUUACUUUUAGAUAAUUGUAUAUCAUCAUCUACAGAAACCAGAAAUAAGAUGCUUAUAUAUCAUAGGGCAUCGAUUUUAAUCAAUCAAAUAAAAAAAAUUAAGAAUCAAGAAGAGAUUUUUCCUGCACCUGAAGGAGAUUCUUUUGUUACACCUCAACAAAUGCAAUGCAUUUCACUUUUGAUCGAUUUUAUUCUUAAAAAUCCAGAAAUUUUAAUAGAAAUUAUUCUACAUGAACUAGAAAAAGAAAACGAUACGCAAAUUGCUUUAAUUUAUUCUUCCGUCAUCCCAUCCAUCUAUGGAUUCUAUUCAACUGCAGAACAUAUUAGUUAUGCGUUUCCAUUUUUUUGUUCAUUGAUCAUUUCAGUGAAUCGCGAGAUUGCUUUUUCAGCUUUAGUUCCAUUUUAUUGUUCUGCUUGUACAUAUAAAUUUACCGAAUAUUGUUUUGAUCAUUUUGUCACAAAAUUUGUCAACGAUGCCCGUAUUUUAACAAAGCAAAUUAGUAAUUCUAUAAUUGAUGAAUAUGUUUCCUUAUUUAUUCAUUCAUUAUCGGAAGCUUUUCCCCUACUCCCGCAUUCUCAUCAAUUUAUCCUACGUUUCAUGCAAAUAAAAGGCUAUCCUAUCAACGAAAUCAUACAAUUUUUCAUUCAUAGAUUUGCUGCCCCUCAAUUACAAAAAUUUUUACUUUCAACUCCACACAAGAACCAGCAUAAUAAGCUUUUUACGAUUAUCAAAGCUGUUGAUCCUCGUCUAGAUCUUUACCAGCCUCUCUUACAAGCAUUUUCUUCAAAAACAAUUUUUGAGAUUCCAUCUGCAUACCAAGCCUUUGACUUACCAUUCUUGCAGUUUAUUGUAUCAACUCAGGAUGCAGAUAUUUUAGUGCAAAACCUUGUUGAAAUCCAUAAACUGCCUAAUAUUCUCAGACAAUUUGUUACAAAUAACUACUUUUCUGAAAUAAAUCUGCAGCCUCUUAUUGUAAAGGUAUAUAUACGCAAGCCAAAGCCUGUAGAGCAGUCAUACAACUGGAGGAGAGUUGUUUUUGACAACUUCAAAACAAAAAAAUUAGAAGAUAAUGAUUUAUUUCAGAGGUACUUUUUGCAGAUUCAGUCUGAAGUAGAAGAUUUCAAAGAAAACCCUUCAAUCUUCUUAAAAAGUGAAAAUUUGCUGCCAAGCGAAUAUUUUAAAAGGGAACAAAUAAAAAAGAUAUUGUCAGAGAAAUAUGAUAUGUUUGUUGAUUAUUCAAUCAACUUAACUGUAAAUGAACUCAUCGAAAGGUCAAAACUUUUUGAAAAUUACCUUGUUCACAGUUUGGCCUUGAAAACGCUUAAAUCAUGGUCAAAAUUAAUAGAAGAGUGUUUGAAAGUAUCAGCAUUUCCAGUAAUUGAAGAAAAUGUGAGCGCUGUCAUUAAAUCUUUUUCGUUGAGACAAUUAUUCAAAAAUUCUAUUUUAAUAGACAAGGCAAUUGAUGUUUCAGCAUUUUGUAUUCAGGAAUUCUCAAACAAACCACUUCAGGUUAUGAUCUUAAUUGAAAAUUUUCUUUGUUAUAUAAUUGGACCAAAAACUGCUAUAAUAAUCAAAUCUGUAGAGACAAGAUGGCAAAAGCAUGUUGUUGAAAUGCGUCCCAGUAUAAAAUUGCCUCAUGAAUUUACAGAUAAAAAAUAUAAUAUGAACAAAACAUUGUUAUUGAAUGAGAAGCUAUGGAAGAUUGUUGCUAUGUUUAAUUCUAUAUCAACAAUCCCUUUUUCUAUGUCUUAUUUCGUUUUUCUUGAUUGUAUCAAAGAAAUAGAAGAUUUAGAAUCGUUUAUUAGUGCAGAUAAUAAUGAUUCUAUCACGAAGUUUGCUCUUGCAUUUGCGGAUUCGAGACAGAUGAUUUCAAGAUUUAUCAUUAUUAACUCAAUCUUCGUCAAAACAGACAGAUAUAAAAAUAUAUAUAAUAAAUGCAGUCGUGACCCACUACUUUGGUGUAGAUUGGAAUCGGCAAUCCUUGAUAUGAUAUCAACAGACACUAAUUUCAUUAGUGAUGUCCUUUCAUUUCAAGAAUUACUUAUUGACUCAAAGUUUAUUUGA